UCCGUGGCAGCUGAGGACGGAGACUCACAACAGCAGCAGGUAAAAAAACGUGUUUUACAUCAUUUUCUGUCUGUUUUAGGUACGGUACAGGCUUACUUGUUCUAGAUUGACAUGGUCAAGAGUCAUGUAUUCUAGAAUGACAUGAUUGGCACCUUGUAGACUGACACAGUUCACAUUCAUCUCUUCUAGACUGACAGGAUCCAGACUUGUGUUUUCUUAAUGGACAUGAUCCAAGUCAAAUUGAUGUCUUCCAGGCUAACAUGGUUCAGACUUCUGGGCAUAUCUUCAUUGUCAAGAAUCUUCCAGACUGACCUGGAACAGGCUCAUGACUGAUAUGACUUUCUGCAAACAUAUCUGCAACAUUUCUGCAAUCGUAUUUCAUCCUCCUGUGGUCUAGACUUAAUUAUUCUAGAUUGACAUGCUCCAGAUCUAUGUCAUCUAGACUAACAUGGACCAGACUUGGUUUCUGCAUCGAGGCAAAACUGAGCAGUCUUCUAGGUUGACAUGUUUUUCUGAUGAGCGAGAUGUUCGUCAUGUAGUUUAGACAAACUUGGUCCAGACUUGUCUUGUCAGGUGCAUGUCCUCUAGAUUAACUUCAUCCACACUCAUGUCUACUAGACGAACAUGAUCUAGACUUUGUGUCUGCUAACAAGUUCUUGGUGUGUUUUAUUCUCAUGGUCACAGCCUCGUGAUGUAGACUCCUGUCCAUAAUAUCGUUGUAAUCUUUCAAUCCACCUGCAGCCAGCAGCGUGUGCCAGCAGGACACUGCGGUUGAGUGGGCUUAUUGUCAUGAGUUCGGACGAGGACGCGCGCUGGUUGGAGUGGGUUACCAAACAGUUUGAGAGCAUCGCAGGAGAUGACAAAGAGAUUGACCUGGACGAGUUUAAGACCGCUCUCAAGGUCAAAGAGUCUUUCUUCGCUGAGCGUUUCUUUGCGCUCUUUGACUCGGACGGGAGCAGCUCCAUCAGCCUGGACGAGCUUCUGGAGGCUCUAGACCUGCUCAUCCAUGGCAGCGAGACUGACAAGCUCAAGUUCCUCUUCCAGGUCUACGACGUGGAUGGUGAGAACUGCAAGAACCUGCAAGUACAUGGCCUACUAACAAUACUAAGAAGGAGGGGGUGUCACCUAGGAAGUGGUUCAAUUGAUCCCGACGAGUUGCGCACAGUUCUGAAGUCGUGUCUGCGUGAGAGUGCCAUCUCGCUCCCGGAGGAGAAACUGGAUGACCUGACCCUGGCGCUCUUUGAGUCGGCUGACAAAGACAACAGCGGCGCCAUCACCUUUGAGGAGCUCAAGGCCGAGCUGGAGAACUUUCCAGAGGUGAUGGAGAACCUAACCAUCAGUGCUGCCAACUGGCUCAAGCCUCCAGAAGUUGACCAGAAGAAGCGCCAGACUCCUCGCUACUUGACCCGAGCCUACUGGCACAAUAACAGUCGCAAGCUCCUCUUCCUGUGCGGCUACGCCUGCCUCAGCCUCGUGCUCUUCAUCGGCGCUGUCCUGCAGCAUCGUCACGGCAGCGCCUGCUACAUGCUGGCUAAAGGCUGCGGACAGUGUCUCAACUUCAACUGCACCUUUGUCAUGGUGCUGAUGCUGCGUCGCUGUCUGACAUGGUUGCGGGCCACAUGGGUGGUGAGGGUCUUUCCUCUGGACCAAAACAUCUUGUUACAUCAGAUUGUGGGCUAUGCCAUCCUGGGCUACACUCUCGUACACACCACCGCACACGUCCUCAACUUUGCCCAGCUGUCGAAUCACAGCGGCUUCAGUCUUUGGGAAUACUUGCUCACCACACGGCCCGGGAUCGGCUGGGUCAAGGGAACGGCUUCGCUGACAGGAGUGGUUCUUCAAGUGGUGAUCUGCCUCAUGGUGCUGUGCUCCAGCACCUUCGUACGACGCAGUGGCCAUUUUGAAGUAAGAUGCCAUCGCGAUGCUGUAGCAGUGAUCGCCUUGCUGUCGUCUACGCCAUCAAGUGUUUCUAUCUUAACCUGUCAGGUGUUCUACUGGUCUCAUCUGUCCUACGUGUGGGUGUGGUCACUGCUCAUGGUCCACUGUGCCAACUUCUGGAAGUGGUUUGUGGUUCCGGGACUGCUCUUCCUGCUGGAGAAGAUCAUUGGAAUUGCUGUGUCCCGCAUCGGAGGUCUGUACAUAGUUGAGGUCAACCUGCUGCCAUCCAAGGUUACUCAUCUGGUCAUCAAGCGCCCUCAGUUUUUCCACUUCAAGCCAGGAGAUUAUGUCUACAUCAACAUUCCGGUCAUCGCCAAGUACGAGUGGCACCCGUUCACCAUCAGCAGCGCUCCGGAACAAUCGGAUAGUCUGUGGCUGCACAUCCGCUCGAUGGGUCAGUGGACCAACCGCCUGUACGAGUACUUCAGGCAGCCUCAGAGUCCAGCGCCAAGUCAGAGGAGGCUGGCAGCGAGCCUGCGUAGCAGACAGCUGACAAAGACUCCGGAUGACUUGUUCAACUCACCGCAAUUUAACGACGUCGUGGCGUCCAAUGACGACGACACUGUCGAGCUGACCAUGUAUCGUCAGAACGGUUCCCGGACCAGCGCCUCCCCUGUGACCUUGGUGCAAGAUCCUCUUUCUUCAGAUGAACUGGGGCCUGCAGAAAGAGGCGAGGCCCCGCCCAUUAGAGAGGUUUCUGCAAAGUUUGGCGAGAAUCACCGCUUCUGCAACAUCAAGUGUUAUGUGGAUGGACCCUACGGAACCCCGACCAGACAGAUCUUUGCAUCGGAGCACGCCGUCCUGAUUGGGGCAGGCAUUGGCAUCACACCCUUUGCCUCCAUCCUGCAAAGCAUCAUGUACAGGUACCGCCGCAGGAAGCAGAACUGUCCCAACUGUAACUACUCGUGGUGCGAGAACAUCAAGGACAGCGAAAUGAAGCUCCGCAAAGUGGACUUCAUCUGGAUCAACCGUGACCAGAAGUCCUUUGAAUGGUUUGUCAGCCUCCUGACCAAACUGGAGCUGGACCAGGCUGAUGAGGAACCCGAAGGUCGCUUCCUGGAGAUGCACAUGUACAUGACGUCCGCCUUAUGUAAGAACGACAUGAAGGCCAUCGGCCUGCAAAUGGCGCUGGACCUGCUGGCCAAGAAGGAGAAGCGUGACUCCAUUACCGGCCUGAGGACCAGAACUCAACCUGGACGUCCUGAGUGGGGGAAGGUAUUCCAAAAGGUGUCGGAGGAGAACAAAGGCAAAGUUCAUGUGUUCUACUGUGGUUCUCCUGCGCUGGCCAAAGUCAUCAAAGCUCAGUGUGAAAACUUUAGCUUCAAUUUCUACAAGGAAAAUUUCUGAGGAAAGACUCGUUCAUGGGGCAACAAACAGUAGGGGGCACCACUUGACUGGUCUAAGCAAUGUGGACGUCCAACAUUUCAGUGCCUUGCUCAGAGGAUGCCAAUUACAUGGGUCUUUUCACAUUGAAUGAAUGAACUACUGCCAACUUGACUCGCUUCCCUGGACUGGCUGCUUUUUGACAGCACUACCACUAAUAGUUAGCCUAAAUUAGUCUGCUUUAUUUACUCAUAUAGUCCAUUUCAACAAUUAACAAUUAGCGACAUCACAGUUAGCAACAUUAGCAAGUUUACAUUACAUACAAUUAACUUUGAAUACAUGACAGAUUGAAGGGGAAAAAGCCGAAAGAGAAAGAAGAAAACAUUUUUUUGUCAAAAAUGAGCAAUGGAGAUGUUUUCUACCCCAUUUUCCUCUGUCACAUUCAACAUCAAUGUACAUAAGCAUAAUUGUAAAAUAUCUUUAACGUACAAUCUAUACGAACUAAAGUACUUUUUUUUCAAGUAGGCACUAUAUGUUAGAAUAAAAUGUAGAUACAAGUAUUAUUUUGUUAGUUAUCACCCUUAUAUCCAUUUGCUUAGAUAAUAGAGUGUUUGAAUGUGCUGAAGAGAGAAUGUUCCCGUGACCCUGAUCAGAGACCCCCAGCGACCCCCGGGUCCUGGAGGUGCCUGGAAGUGCCAGCAACGAGCCUGCAAAUGUUCAUGUUAAUCCUGCACGAAUAUGUCAAGAUAAGAACUCGUAAAACAAUAAAAGUAAUUACUCUCACAUAUACACACACACAUAGACAAAUAAAUACAGCUCGUGCAACUGACCCCCCCAGAGUUGCACGACCAUGUAGUAGGGACCCCCGAAAGAGAAUAAAAAGAGAGGAGUGUGAACUGGAGCGGCAUGUCACUGGGUAUGUGGUUUCACUCUCCUCGCUGCGAGUAACUUUGAAUAUUGUUGUCUGUCUCUUCUGUAUUUCUGUAUUUAAGUGUUUUUAAAAGUGUCACAGGAGUUUGAACCUGACACUAUACAGAGAAGUUUAGUGUAAUAAAGGUUUCCUUCUGCUUUCUUUGCAACUUUGCUGCAAUAAUACAUUAUUGAAAUUAAUCCAAAACUGAUUAAUUAUGAAAUUGUACAUUUAAAGAUAGCAAAACGAUGUAUAAUAUUCUUUGUAUGUUUAUAUUGUUUGUACUUUUGAUCAAAAUGUUAAGAAUUGACAUUUUGCACUGUUGGAUCUUAAGGAGGUUGUUAGUAGAGCUUAAAAAUACAAAAAGAAGAAACGGGAGUGAGACAUAAAACAUAUGAGUAAGCAAUUUAUUGUA
Doryrhamphus excisus (bluestripe pipefish) is the source of this 4586-nucleotide messenger RNA. RefSeq names its product NADPH oxidase, EF-hand calcium binding domain 5 (gene nox5). Gene Ontology annotation, molecular function: calcium ion binding; superoxide-generating NAD(P)H oxidase activity. Gene Ontology annotation, cellular component: NADPH oxidase complex; plasma membrane. The record is from RefSeq and is a predicted model, not a curated record. NCBI's taxonomy places the organism in Eukaryota, Metazoa, Chordata, Actinopteri, Syngnathiformes, Syngnathidae. Gene Ontology annotation, biological process: defense response; superoxide anion generation.